Molecule: messenger RNA, 1354 nt
Organism: Thrips palmi
Lineage: Eukaryota; Metazoa; Arthropoda; Insecta; Thysanoptera; Thripidae
Exons: 2
Coding region: 154-732 (192 amino acids)
Source: RefSeq, a predicted model, not a curated record
ACCCGCCAUACCCGCACCGCGCCGCACCGCCAGUACCUGUCCAGUUCCCGCCCGAGCGCGUCGGGGCGAGCUCUGUCCUCUUCGGUGCUCUGCCCUGUUGCUGUUGUCUGUUGUGUGGGAGGGAGUGAACCCAAGUCGCAGCUCUCAGUGAUCAUGGUGGCCGAGGCGCGCCGCCUGCCCGUCUCGCUGCCCGUGCACGGCGUGCUGGUGCUGGCCGUCCUCGCCCUCGCCACCGGCGCCUCCGCCACGCAGUACGAAGGCAGCCCCUGCUUCCACGAGGACAGCCAGAGCCGCGGCGUGUGCAAGCUGCUGCCCUACUGCUCGUGGGCCGUCAAGGAGCGCCGCUCCGACCUGUACCCGCAGACGUGCUCCUACGACGGCUACAUGCCCGUCGUGUGCUGCCCCUACACGCGGACCCACGACCCGCCGCACCUGCCGCUGCGGCCCACCAGGCCCAUCCUGGCCGGUCUGGGGCCGGACGGCGUGGCGCUCGUGGUGCCCGUCAUGGAGGCCGCGCCGCCGCUCAACAUCGGCGGCCUGCUGGGCCCGGUGCCGCCGUCGCACCCCUCGCACGCCAGCAGCCCGGACCAGCCCGACCGGCUGCAGCAGGAGGUGGGCGUGCUGGACCGCCUGCUGGGCAUCAUCGAGCUGAGCGACGGCUCGGCGCUGUUCGCCAGGCGGGGGCGCACGCGGCCCACGAGCACCUCCACGACGACGGCGCCCUCGCCGUGACCGCCCGGACGCCCCGCCUGGGCGUGAAGAAGCGAUCUCAGCGCGGACUCUCGAUUGAGUUGCGCCGAUGGCCGGCCGCGUGCCGCCCGGCCCGAGAUGCCGCCGCGGUGGCCGGCGGUGCCGCUGCUAGCCGCUGCCCCGCUGCCGCCGGUGGAGCGGCGUCAUGGAAGCUUUCCCGGCGAGGCGAGCGCAGCGCGCGCAGCGAGUCCGGCUCCGGCAGAACUCCGCGCUGGAGUCUGCAGGCCUGCAGGGCUGCUUCGCGCUCGCCUUGCAGCGCCUGGCCGCGCCCGGCUGGCUCGGUCAUUCCCCCUGGACCGCCCUGGACGGGGACUGCCGAUGGCCACUGGCCGCAAAGCGCGUCCCUCGCUGCAGGCGGCCGACUGCACUCCGCACGCGCUGCUGGCGUCCUGGAACCGCCUGGAACCGCCUGGAACCCUGCGGACGAUACUGGAGUCGGUGGCCGCGGGGCUGGACUGCACUCCCCGCUGCUACUUGGCCGCCUCCCAAAAGGACUGCCGGCCACGGCGGCGUGGCCUGACCGGCCUGACCCUCAUGCUAUGUAUCCCUCGGGCGGUGAUAAGCCCUUUAAUUUAUUUGCUGUACGAAUUACAGUGUUACCAUA